CACACACGGGCCAGUCUUCGAUACGAGCUCAAAGCGCCAAGUCGACGGGUUUUUAGAAGCAGCGCAACGCGAGUCGCGAAACAAACGCAAAGAAUCGAAUUCGAAGUCGAAAAACACGAGAAGUCUGUGCGAAACUGUGCGUGAAAUUGUUUUUUAUUGAUGCGAUUUAAAUUUUUUGAGAAGCGCUAAACGGAGCGAGACCAAAAACAAAUAUCAAGGAAUCAAGCUUGAGCUUCAUUUGCUGCACGCGAACCGAAUCAAGGAGAUGCCAAAAUGGAGCCAAUGACCAUGUUGGUAUUGGCCUUUCAGCUGCUGGCGCUCUUCUCGAUCGCCGGCGCGCUGCUCAUCUAUCUGAUAUGCAAGGUGCGUGAGGAGAGCCAGGCGGGCAAUGGAGAGGUGCCGCCCAGCCGUGUGGUGCUGGUGACGAGCGCCGACACGGCGCUGGGCCUGCAGCUGUGCACAUAUCUGGCGAACAAGGGCUGUCGCGUCUUUGCCGGCAUGAAGGAGGCACGCGAUUCGCUGCCCGCCAAACUGCUCUGCGGCUGGAUGAAGAUACGUGAAUAUAGCGAGGAGCCGAUCAGCGGAACCAUCAUACCGAUGCGCCUGGACGUGACACGUGAGGAUGUGCUGCGCGAAGCGACCAUCGCCAUGGGCGCCCAUCUCAACGCCAAUGAACGCGGCAUUGCCGCUGUCAUCAAUACCAGCGGCAGUGUGUAUCGCGGCCGUGUCGAGUCCCAGGAUGUGCAGCAAUGGGAGCACAUGCUCAAGACCAACAUAUUGGGCACGCUGCGUGUGGCCAAGGCUUUUGUCGGUUUUCUGCGUCCGACACGCGGACGUCUACUCUAUUUGGGCGGCAGCAGUGCCGGCGCCAGCAUGGGCGGCGAUGGCCUGGUGGCAUUCAAUGCCUCGCGCGUCGCUGUGGAGAAGUGUGCCGAGGAGCUGCGCAAGGAACUGCAGCCAUAUGGUGUCAGCAUUGUGGCGCUGGACACAUGCGGCAUGACCGUCGAGUCGCUGUACAAGGCGCCCGUUGCGCAGACCAUGUCACAGUGCCCGGGCGCACCCACCCAGUAUACGGCGGAUGUGCUGAGCGCCAGUGCGCUGCAGGUCAUCGAGCGGGCCCUGUGGGACUUUGUGCCGCAGCAGCGCUACACGUUGCUCUCCCACAACAAGUAUCAAUUCACGUUGCCAUGCCGCUCUUCGCUGCGCCUACAUCGAGCCAGCAGCGAGUCCGCCACGCAGUCCGUCUAGACCAGAAACAGAGAGAGAGAGAGAGAAAGAGAGAGAGAGAGGGAGAAACAGGGUGAGAGAGAGGAAGUGAGAGAUCUGGUGGAGCAGGCAUAUCAACGGCUGGCCGCACUGGGAUCACACCUAAUACUUACAAUACCUUUUCUGUACAUACGUAUG
This is a messenger RNA of Drosophila virilis, 1404 nucleotides long. RefSeq lists its product as uncharacterized. Gene Ontology annotation, molecular function: oxidoreductase activity. Gene Ontology annotation, cellular component: intracellular membrane-bounded organelle. The record is from RefSeq and is a predicted model, not a curated record. Lineage: Eukaryota; Metazoa; Arthropoda; Insecta; Diptera; Drosophilidae. Gene Ontology annotation, biological process: steroid metabolic process.